ACUGAAGACGAUGAUGACCGCGUCCACCCAGCUGCUGAACUGUAGCCCGGAGUCACAGGUGAGAAAUGAACAGAGAUGGCAGGAUGUCUGAGUGUACUAAAACUACAGCACAGAAACCCACAGCCGGAAUCCACUGACCAGACAACUGCUUUCAGACACGUGUCUGAUAAAAAAAGAGAUUAAAGAGCUGUAUACCAUAACACGAGAUUCAACUGAACACACAGGGGAAGGUAGCCUGGGGGAAAUGACUAUACACUGACGGACAAUCCAAGUAUCCAAAUGAUGGUGCCAGGAGCCUAUAGGAAUGAGUUGGUGGGUCUGCUGCUGAUUGGUGUAGCAGCAUGGGGGAAGGGCUUUGGGAUCGUAUCGAGCAUCCACAUCAUCGGAGGCGUGAUCGCCGUGGGCUUCUUCCUGCUGCUUAUCGCCAUCGUGGGCCUCAUUGGAGCCGUCCAUCACCACCAAGUCAUGCUUUUCUUUUAUAUGGUCAUUCUGUUCAUAGUGUUCCUCUUCCAGUUUGGUGUGUCCUGUUCCUGCCUGGCCAUGAACCAAGGACAGCAGCAGACGCUGCUGAACUCCUCGUGGUUUAUAAUGAGCAAUGUGACGAGGAAUGACCUGGAGUACAAGCUGCAGUGCUGCGGCCUUUUCAACAACACUAAGGAUCAGGACCACUUUAUUAAAGAUGUGGCUGCUUGUCCUGUUGUUUGUAAAUCGACCUGCAUCACCUGCGGUUCUAAAAUGCUCGAGCACGCUUCUGAGGCCCUGAGGAUUCUGGGAGGAGUCGGCCUGUUCUUCAGCUUCACUGAGAUUUUGGGAGUUUGGCUGGCCAUGCGCUACAGGAACCAGAAGGACCCGCGGGCGAACCCCAGCGCUUUCUUAUAGUCUCCCGUCCUGCUUCCAGUCCCACAAUGCAGUAGCGUAGACGAGCGAUUCCAAUUCCCUUUACACACUUUAGAACGGAACAUACCUAGAGGCACUCGAGGCAUUCAGCACGGACUUCAAACCUGACGCAGAAUAACACCCAGAAUUUGCACAUCAGCAUGCCGGACUCAAUACACCUCCUCACAGACCUGUACAGUUCGAAGGGUUCUCUUUCUGAAGGUGGCGGAGAGUUGGAAGAAUAUUUUAAAGAGAGAAAAGCAAAGCAAGUCUCCAGUUUCCACUGUAGAAUCUGACCAAUAUUUUUAGUCUCCUCCUCUAAAAGCGAACGCAGGGGUCGUGUGUCUGAAAGAGAGGAAGCUGGACGUGUCUCAUGUAUGAUAGGAUGAUAGGAUUGAUGUUUGUAAUGUUAUUGGUUCGAACUUCGCGGUACCACCCCAUCCUUGAUUUGAGAAUUGCGUCCUGGACUGUGUGUGCCAGCUUGAGUCAGAGAUAAAGGCGUAAAAGCGUAAAGACGUCGGUAUCUGCAUGCUUGUAGCCAUAACCUACAGAGGUCUACAGCUGUCUCGUGAUUUUUAUGUAAAAAUGGCUCUUCUUCACACAGCAGAUCAAUCAGUGCUAGUCCUCACCUGCUCCCUUUAUAUUAUUUAUAUAUAGUAGCUUUAGCGUGGAUCCGUAAAUCACUACACUGAUUAGCUCUUAGUUUUAAAGCAUCAUGCCAGGUUCACACUGCACAAUUUUAGCCCAGUUUUUCAUUAAUCAGCGAUGUAAAAAUAUCUGCUCUGAGGGAAAUUGGAGAUCUCGUGGCGUUAUUGGGUGUAAACUAACGAAAGACAUUCACCGAUUUAUCGCCAACAAGUUGUAGACGCCAGCCAAAUAUCUAGCAUGCUUAAUAUCUGAUUCAGUCUGUGACCGGGAGUCAAGAGCAGCAACUAACUACAGCCAAUGUGAUCACGUAGAAAAGAGAAAGAGAAACACCCAGAAAGUUCAAAACUCAUCAUCUGCACGACCAGAGCUAAACGUUUAUAAAGAGUCUGUUAUAAAACACUUUCUGUUUUAUAUAUUGUUAGAUCAGUAAACUACCGUUAAACUCUAGAGGGCGCUGACGAGUGAAUCCUCUAUGAAUGGGGGGUGAAUGGAGCUGAAAGCUUACAACUUUAAAUUAAAAAUAAAAUUAAACUACUUAAAGUUCUGAGUAUUUCUUUAAUUUUAGUAAGUAGAAUAAUGUAUUUAACUAAAAAAAAAAAGUGCCUGUAUAACAGGUUUUAGUCAGUAAAGAUGAGUUUAAUUCCUCUAAAAAUUAUGUCUGUGGUACCUGAGACAUUUGAUAUAGUUCUGUGUUGAGGACAGUGUAGAUAAUUCAGUAUAAAAUUGAUCAGAAAUGUAUAAACUCUGAUUUUGCUUUGUUGCUUCAUAUGAACCCAUUCAUUUUGGACUCACUUUAAGUGCGUAUUCACCUCAAUAGAGAUCCUCUGGUUUGACAUCGCUAGUUCUCGUGUGAGUUUAGUUCUGGUUUGUUCUUGUGACGAAAUAUCUUUCUGUAGAGCAGCCAGGUGAGUCUGCGAUUUCCAACUGUGAAAAAUCGUGUAAUUAGUGAUCCUGUUCUUAAAAUCUCAACAAGUGAAAAACAACCGGUGGUGUAGUGUGAACCUGGCGUUAGUUCCAGGCCUCUGUUAGUACUGGUCUAUCUAAUACAGAGUGUAAUAAUCUGUAAUCCAUGUGCAACAUCCAAUCAGAAGCUGGUUUAUGCGAUAAACUUAUGUGCGCUUUCGAGACGUGUCUUGGCGAGGUGUUUCCAGAUGUUUUGGGGGUUUUAGUUUAGAUAUUUAGAGGUUUUUAGUGUAUAUUUAAGAACCUUGUGUACCUGAGCCACGUGGAUGGAGUGAUUUCCCUCUGCCAGCGGACUGCAGCCCUCAUUCUUUUUGUUGGUUGUUGUGUUUCGUUGCACACUUCUCACCUUUUCCACGCCUUCCCUGGUUCACCUUUGCUUAAACCAGACGAAGCUUACCUGUGACCGGGGUUCGGUCUGCACUGGAAUUUUAAAAGGAGUAGUUUGGAAAAUCUUGAUUUGAUUUGGUUUUUAAAGUGUUUUACAUCUUCUGCCUCAGAUACAGUCAAUCACCUAAGAAUAACGAUAUAUUAUGCUAUAUGUUAACUUCACCUAAAGCCCCCUUUCUGGACAGGAUUAGUUUCUCAGGGGGAUUCUGGGUAAUUUUCUCUUUUAUGGGGGUUUUUAUCCUCUGUGAUUUUAUUCCCGUCCAGAACGAUCAUGUACGUGUUUUUCUCAGACGUCCUCUUGGCUGAAUUAUCUACUGUUUUUCCUUGAAAAAUCUAAAUUUAGAAGAACUCUUAGUAUAAAAACACACUAUUAUAUCAUAUAUAAAAUCAAAAUAUUUUUUUCAUGUUAUGAGUAUAGUCAGCCCUAAUGACAGACAAAAUUAAGCACUGUCUGAUACCAACUUUUACAUUAAAACUAAUAAUUAAAAAUCAAUAUUGUUUUUGAUAUACAUUUAUUUAAAUAAACUAAAUAUUGUGAUUGUGAUUGACUUUAAUAUAUUGGUAUUUUUUUACAGUCUGGAAUGUGCUUCUAUAGUUUGGAGCUGGAGAUGCUAAGCUAGGCUAAUGUUGCUGAAAUAUUAAUGAUUGUCUGCAUCUGAGGUAAGAAACAAAUCAUAUUAACAUUAUUAUUUUUUUUUUUUUACCAAACUAUUUCAUGUUUUUCUUCACUUAACACUUUUUUUGUUUAUCGGUAUUACUCAUUUGUGUUUAAAUCCUUUUUUGUAUGGGAUUUAGAAAUAUUGUGACGUCUAUGCUUCAGUGUGCUGCGUCUUCUUUUGGUGCCAUCGGUUUAAUUUUGUUUACUCAACUUUUAAUGUUCAUCUCCUUAUUUGUUUGCCUCUUUUGUAAAAGCGAAGCUGUCUGUGCUUUAUCUUCAUAACUUAAGCUUAUCAGAAUUUCUUAAUUUCAGUGUUUUGCCAAAUUUGACAAGGCGGUUUGUUUGUAAAGGGUAAGAAAGCAUUUCAUGGAACUGGAUAAGGGGUCCCUCACAUUCUGUAGGAACUUUAUUUCUUCAGCGUGUUCAUUUUGUUUUUGCCAAAUUACUGUUUAAUAUGGAAGCCCAUUUCCGCCACCUGAAGAAAAAAAAACGUCCUCAACUAAGUCAUAAUUAUGAGAUAGAAAGUCAUAAUUAUGAGAUGACUUUUUAUCUCAUAAAUAUGACUUACUAUCUCAUAAUUAUGACUUACUAUCCCAUAAUUAUGACUUUUCUAUCUCAUAAUUAUGACUUAGUUGAGGACGUUUUUUUUUCUUCAGGUGGCGGAAAUGGGCUUCCAUAGUUUAAUCACACUGUGCUACGAUUUUUUAAGUUUUGCACAAUUUUCUCCUCUUGCGUUCAAAGUAUUGUUGCCAUUCUUUUUGUUUGUUAAAUCAUUUUCUGCCCAUAAGAAAGAUAAGUUAUUUGUUUGUAUGUAUUGUAAUGUAGGUAGUCAUGAAUUUCUAAUCGAAUCGAUCUCUCUCUCUCUGUUUUGCCUUUAUUUAGUUAGCAUUUUAUUCACCCAUUUUUGCCUCCUAAAUUCUCCUACAUGCUUUAAUCCGGGUGAAUUUCUAGCCAUGCAGAAUUAUCCACUGUGUGGUGGAUGCUUUUGUUUCAAGUCUAGAUUUUAAAAGCUUAAAAUCUCACGUUACUUACGAUAAAGAUGCACUGAAUUGAAUUGUCGUUACUCUAUUAUUACUGGUACUGUGUGUUCUGACAAGGUAUUUCCAUUCCUCUUAUUAAAAUAUUGCAGUUGUGUAAACGUUUAACUAGUUAUUUAACUUCAGAGCAAGCCAUGUCCUAACUAUUGGAACUCUGUAUGCACCCCUGCACCCUCUUCUGGACUUUUGUUGUAUUUUUGAAACUUUUUGUUUUUCCAAUUAAAACAUCUUGGAGCAAAAUA
Astyanax mexicanus (Mexican tetra) is the source of this 4811-nucleotide messenger RNA. It is a transcript of the gene tspan31, whose product is annotated as tetraspanin 31. The transcript is spliced from 8 exons. Bases 280 to 879 code for a protein of 199 amino acids. The record is from RefSeq and is a predicted model, not a curated record. NCBI's taxonomy places the organism in Eukaryota, Metazoa, Chordata, Actinopteri, Characiformes, Acestrorhamphidae. Gene Ontology annotation, cellular component: membrane.